Lecanosticta acicola is the source of this 4449-nucleotide messenger RNA. Lineage: Eukaryota; Fungi; Ascomycota; Dothideomycetes; Mycosphaerellales; Mycosphaerellaceae. The record is from the annotation of a GenBank genome assembly.
AUGGAGCACGGCGAAAUUUUGGCAAGGUAAGUGCCCUGACGACUUUCUGGUCCCUUGAUCUGGACAAGAUCACUGAUAACUUUAGCCUGAGGAAAACUGGUGAAUACUCCGAUCUCACAGUACGCUGUGGGGGAUAUCAGUUCAAGGUCCACAAGAAUGUGAUGUGUCUGCGCUCGAAGUGGUUCGCAAAGGCUUGUCAGAAAGAGAAAUGGGCGGUAAGCAAGCAAGCCCUGACUCGUGACAAUCGUCAUGACUGACAACCUCCAGGAGGGCAAGGCUGGUGUCAUUUCUCUCAAAGCCAUCGAUAGCCAAGCUGAAGAGGAGGACUAUAGCUGUGACCAUCCAGAAGCGGUCCAGCUCAUGAUCGACUACAUCUACAUGAACGACUACACGCCGGGCUCUUCUGAUGCUGAUGCGGAUGCAAUUGACCCCUCUCAGCUUGCGACCAAGGUUCCGACGCAAGAUACGAUGGUAAUUGAUAAGUCUGAUAUCGAUGAUGUUGCUGAAAAGUCUAGCGUCGCUACUCAGACUUACGAAGAGGAUGAUCUAGGGGGUUCGUUCAGCAAGAACCGAAGCAAGAAGGACAAGAAAAGAAAGCAGGCGAGGGUCUUCGGCUGGGGUGACGAGCCUGCGGCCUACGAUCCAGACUUCUUCGCGGAGCCCUGUGUUGAACCAGAGCCAGAACCUGCAUAUGACUCGAAUGGCGCAUCCAAACCCGGCGAUCGAGUAACCUCAGGAACCCCGUCAACAUCUCCAGAUGCUCUCACCAUGCACGCAAGACUCUACGCCAUGGGAUCCAAGUACGACAUCGAGCCUCUUCGCCAACUGGCGAUGGAGAAACUCAAGGCCGCCGUCGAGGGCACCUGGAAUCGGAGUGACUUUGCGGCAGCCAUCGGGGUUGCGUUCGGAGCCACCGAAGACAGCGAUCUGGGACUUCGAGACAUCAUGAUCAAGACGAUAUUGGAUUGCGCGGCGAACUUGUCGACCGAUCCCGUCAUCGAGAAGUCUAUCGUUGUCGUUGAGGGCCUAUCUUUCAAGCUGUUCAAGGAGCUGGGUUUGAGGAACAGUCAGGCCAAGAGGCGAGGCAUGUACUGAUAGGACACUGAUAACGCCCGCCUUGCGAGAGGAGCCCGUCACAUGCAUGACUGACAGACGCCCCACUGGGGGACACUGAAACGUGAAAUGUCGCCUCUUGGGCCUGACUUUGUCCUCGUAUUGCGACCCCAACAGCAAAAGCAAGACAGCGAAAACCAGUGCAGAAGAACCGCCACGCUCUGCUCUAUCUUUUGCACCUUUUCAGUUGUCUCAAAAGUUGUGUUGUAAUAGACUAUUGCCGCGGUUAUGAAGCGGGAUGUUGUGAAGCUGUGCUUCCAUUUAUCGGUUUGCUAUCAUGGCGCUAUGUUGCUUGCAGUAUGGAUCCAGUGGCCUCCAGAUGCCUCUGCCCUGAGCCGACAAAGGGAUGCAUUAAAAAAUCAUGAGCCUUCGUUAGUCAAGAGCCGAAAUCGAAGUCUUUCCGAACAGAAGCUCGCUGCAUACGUUGUUCUUGUUGACGAAAUCCUAGGCUUGAUUAAUACGAAAGCAGCAACUCGUGGGAUGUGGACCCUCCCCCGGAUCCCACACUCAAACACCGAGCCGGGAACCUCGCAAGAGCUCGGAGUCUGAUACCCGACAAAGAUGCAUGUGAUCCGAAGCACAAAAGACGCCGAAUGCUUGGGCACGACCUCACCAACGGCCGCCACGUGGAAGCAUGCGAGCCGACAAGGUCACACCACAAUGGAAUGCAUGGAAGUGCAAGUGCAAGUGCAAGUGGUCCUCGGUUCGGGGUAUCUCGCUUCGCAUGGAGUCUCCAGACGCUAUCUCCAGACCCCACAGUAGUGACCCACAGACCCUUCUGGUAUCCUCAAGGCUCCAGUCGCUAGACUACAACAGCGAAAUACUCUCGAGGUAUAAGAUUGGGAGAAACCGGAAGUCCGUAAGUAGAAAUGCGGUUUCUCACUUUUGCCGCGAUGCCGUCAAUCGAUUCUGCUUAGAAAUCAAUUCAUUGUUAAUAUUCCGGCUCAUAUUUCACAAUCCCAAUCCUUCGACGAACAACAGAUGCCGUGCUAGCCAGCCAUGCGCCGCACGAGAUGACCACGCGGCACAACGCCGCACGCUGCCACCACCCCACAGCAAGCGAGCAAACAGAUUGGACACAUCCGGCUCGCCAGGCCUGCAAGCUGAUCCUUUGGAGCCCCAUGGGCAAUUUAGCCUAAAUUCCUCACAUGGCGCGACUGUCACAUAGAGCAAAGAACAUAUGCCGUCGCCCGUCCGCUUGAUCCGAGUAUGCGCCGAGUGCAUGCUUGGCUUUAAGUCGACGGGUGCAGCGUUCUGUGGGUACAAUCCAUGGAGAAUACAAAAGGGAGUAAUCCCGUGGAGUUCUCCAGAUCCGUCUUGUGGGCUUCUGUCGAUCUCUUUCUUUUUCCUGGCCAAUAUUUUUACCCGUUGACUUCCCUCAAGAUGGUAGGCCACGUCGGAGCAGAUCCGGUCCCUGCACCUCACCAUGCGCCUGGAGCAAUCGAUGUCUCUGCAAGGAGAGCCCAGUUCGCUGGACCAUCGGGACUGAAGGGCAUCAUUGCGAAUGGCAAGACGACUGCGAUUGCGUUCUUCGCCUCGCUGGGAGGAUUGGUCUAUGGCUGUAAGUGGUGAAACGGUGUCGACUGCGGAUGGUCUAGCUGACAAGACUUGCAGACAACCAGGGAAUGUUUGCCCAAGUCCUGACCAUGUCGUCGUUCGUCCAAAGGACCCAAGGCUUCGCUGCUGAGACUGGUAUCCAACAGGGACUGCUCACUUCCAUUCUGGAGCUGGGUGCUUGGGUUGGCACACUCAUCAACGGCUGGCUAGCUGACGCUGUAGGCCGCCGCUUCUGCGCUGUCAUAGCUUGUGUCGUCUUCGCCGUCGGUGUGAUCGUCCAGGCUUGCACAGAGAACAAGGACUAUGUGUUGGGUGGUCGCUUCGUCACUGGUCUCGGUGUCGGGUCACUGAGUAUGAUUGUACCUUUGUACAACGCUGAGCUUGCACCGCCAGAAGUACGAGGUGCGCUAGUCGCCGUGCAGCAGCUGGCGAUCACAUUCGGAAUCAUGGUCUCCUUCUGGAUCGGAUACGGGACCAACUACAUCGGCGGUACUGGAGCAAGCCAGUCCGAUGCGGCAUGGCUGAUUCCUGUCUGCUUGCAACUUUUGCCAGCAAUCGUCCUCGCGGCGGGUAUGCUGAUGUUCAUGCCUCAGUCGCCUCGUCACCUCAUGAACUGUGGCCGUGAAGAAGAAUGCCUCGAAACCUUGGCCAGAUUGCGAAGUGCCAGCAAGGAAGAUCUGCGAGUUCGGAUUGAGUUUCUGGAGAUCAAAGCCCUGAAAGAAUUCGAAGUCGCUCGGUCCAAGGAAAAAUACCCGCAAUACCAGGAUGGCACUUUCAAGAGCAAUUUCAUGAUCGGCCUCUACGAUUACCUUUCACUCGUGACAAACAAGUCACUGCUCAAGCGCUCCAUGGUGGCGUGCUUGACUAUGACAUUCCAACAAUGGAACGGCAUCAAUGCGUAAGCCUCCUCAGAUAUUACUCCAAGUUCAUACUGACGUCUGUUACCAGCAUCAACUAUUACGCCCCUUUCAUCUUCAACGACUUCAAUCUCUCCGGCGACACCACUUCGCUGCUCGCGACGGGCGUCGUGGGCAUUCUAGAAUUCGUGCUCACUAUCCCCGCCGUCCUCUAUGUCGACAAGUUCGGACGUAAGACGAUUCUCAUCGCUGGUGGCAUUGGAAUGGCAAUCUGCCACUUCAUCGUCGCUGCUCUGAUCGGCAGUUUCGACGACUCGUGGCCGCAGCACAGAGCCGCUGGAUGGGUCGCGAUCGUCUUCAUCUGGAUCUUCGUGGGCAACUUUGCGUACAGCUGGGGCCCGGUAAGCGGAACCGUAUAUUGUGCGGGAGACAUCAGCUGACAUUCCGGCUUGCAGGUUGCGUGGAUCGUCGUGAGUGAGGUCUUCCCCUUGAGUAUGCGAGCCAAGGGUGUCAGCUUGGGAGGAAGCGCCAAUUGGUUGAAUAACUUUGCUGGUAAGCGACGCCUCGCUUCUUGACGGCCUCGGGACUGACUUGUGAUGAUGCAGUGGGUAUAUCUACCUCACCGUUCAUCGCCGCCAGCGACUUUGGCACAUUCAUCUUCUUCGGAUGCGUCACAACCAUUGGCGUCAUCUGGGUCAUCUUCAUGGUCCCUGAGACCAAAGGCCGCACGCUAGAGGAGAUGGACGAGCUGUUCGGCGAAGUUGGUUUCGCGCACGCAGAUCUGCAGCUGAAGGCGAAGAUUGAGAGAGACAUUGGUCUCGCUGCGCUCCUUGGUGCUGAAGAGCCAGGGGAGAAGUCUUCGGAUGAGAAAGUCGAAGCAGUUGACGGUGGAUCCGAGGAACUGGUGGAGGCAAAGCAGUAA